AUGUUGUCCACGAAGCAUCUGAUGCUUGCGGCGCUGUUCGCGAGCAGCACGCUCGCCUCUGCCGUAUCCCACAACCAAGAGGUCCUCAAGCCCGAAUCCGUCGCCCGAGUAACCAACAUCAACACAUACCGCGACUGCUGGGAGACAACGCGAGAGGCGUGUCGCGCCGACUACCAAGAUUGCGGCGACGCGCUUUGCUCAAAUGUCUGUCUCGACUACUAUCCCGGGAUUGCAAAUUGCUGCACCAGUGCCGCUCUUAACGGCGAUCAAGUUCGCGACUGCCUCUCACAUUACGUCCCGAAACCCGUCGAGACAGGCGAUUCGAAAAUCUCAACGAAAGUCAGCAUGGCUGGUCGCACCACCUCUCUGAGAGCAAACACGACCAAAUUAUCUAGAGUCAAUUCAAAAAACUCGGCACCGUUGACUUCGACAAACCCAACCAAGCCCAACGGAGAGAGCAGACUCACCGCCAUCGGAAGUGGAAAGCUCGCUUUGGCUGGAAUCAUCAUCAACUCAGCCUUGUGGAUGUACCUGCUAUGA
Dissoconium aciculare CBS 342.82 is the source of this 540-nucleotide messenger RNA. RefSeq lists its product as uncharacterized. The transcript has a single exon. The record is from RefSeq and is a predicted model, not a curated record. Lineage: Eukaryota; Fungi; Ascomycota; Dothideomycetes; Mycosphaerellales; Dissoconiaceae. The coding region runs from base 1 to 540 and encodes 179 amino acids.